Molecule: messenger RNA, 673 nt
Organism: Anopheles cruzii
Lineage: Eukaryota; Metazoa; Arthropoda; Insecta; Diptera; Culicidae
Exons: 1
Source: RefSeq, a predicted model, not a curated record
AUGUUUGCGUCGUUAAAAAAUAAGAUAAAAGAAGAAACUGGCAACGAUGUGGCACCGCUUUCCGUCAUCAGAUCGCGCCGCCACGCGGAAUCACUGACCAGCGCCAGCUCGAUUGACGAGCUGAGCGUGCUCGAGCAGAAGGAUGCUGAACUGAGUGCUACCCGCGUGGAGCUGCAAGAACUGGCCAACCACCUGCACGGCUUUCGGGAGCAAGUUCGCCUGCUGGAGGAAUCCAAGGCAGGCCUGGAGCAGGCAAAUAAGGCGCUCGAAGAAAAACUACACGCAAGCCAAGUGCAGCGCGAACUGCAACGCGAGGAGCAGGACAAGAUACAAAACUUCCAGCAGCAGGAAAUAUCGAAGCUGAAAAGUAUGCUGCUGUUCCGCGAGCAGGAGGCCGUCGAUCGAAUAUCGCAUCAGAAGACGGCUGAGCAGCAGGUUGAAAGCUUGCGGCAUGAGUUGAGCCGCCUGAGAGGGCUGGAGCCGAUGCUGGAAAAUGCACAGGAUGAGCUGGAAAACCUACGCCACUCGUCGCAGUGCGAGCGCACCAACCUGGUCUCGACACUGGCGGCCGUGGAGGAAGCAAACCGGCAUCUGAAGAGCCGCAUCCAGGUACUGGAAGAUACGCGGGUAUCGCUGACGACCAACGGUAGCAGUAUCGACGAGAAGAUUCAAU